AUGAAACCAAAAGUCAAGGAAACCGGACCCAUCCCCUCUAAACGACCUGGCAAGAAUAAGGACAAUGAGUUUCGCCUAUGUACAUGGAACGUAAGAACCCUGAAUAGACCUGGUGCUCUAAAGAUUCUUAUCGAACAACUGAUCCCAUAUCAACUGGACAUUCUGGCUCUACAAGAAAUAAGAUGGAAACGGAUGCAUACAAAAUAA
Molecule: messenger RNA, 207 nt
Organism: Leptosia nina
Lineage: Eukaryota; Metazoa; Arthropoda; Insecta; Lepidoptera; Pieridae
Source: the annotation of a GenBank genome assembly